AAUUUUAAAUUGAAAUGUACUGAACUGUUCUUAUCUGUAUCUAUGUGUGCUGGUACUGUAAUUUUAAAUUGAAAUGGCAUGCAAAUUUGUUACUUGAAUUAUGUUGCAUACAUUUACUGUACUGUUACCAUACGUGCAUUGUACUAAUGUGGUUUUCGAUCUGCAGGUAUGGCUGAUCAAUAUGAUGGGCAGCUGAUAGACAAGGAGAUCGAUAGGAACCAUCGAUCGCGACGUCUUAGUACAGGAACUUUCUGCAAUGUGCUAAAGAUGCGAGGACCGGAUCAAUAUUGGCGUAUUGAUCCUCGUUGGGUUCCAAGGCUGAGAGCAGCUGGGUUGUUGACGUUUGCACGGUUGGUCGAGCCUUCACGUGCAAGGUCCGAACGAAUCCACAUUGACGCGGCGCUUCUGAGUGCUCUUGUGGAUAGAUGGAGGCCUGAGACCCACACUUUCCACCUCACAGUUGGAGAGAUGGUGCCCACUCUGCAGGAUGUGUCUUAUUUGUUGGGGCUGCCGAUAGCUGGGCCAGUAGUUGGCCCAACAAUGGUGAAUGCUGGAUGGGCGGAUGACCUUCUGGCCAGUUUUGGUGGUGUGCUGCCUGUUGCACUGGAGGAUCUCACAGAUGGGCAUGGGCCUACGAAAAGUUGGUUGAAUCAGUUUCGACAGGAUGUCUUCCCUGAUGACCAGGAGGAGUGGAUCGUGCAGCGGCACUUAGUCGCUUACCUGUUGUGGUUGUUUGGAUGGGUGAUGUUCACGGGAACUCACGCUGACUCCGUGGACAAGCACUUCAUCCACUUUGCGGAGCAGAUUGCAGAGUUACCUAUCGCGGAGAUUCCACAGUACAGUUGGGGGUCGGCAGUACUUGCGGCGACAUAUGCCGGACUGUGUGAUGCUUGCGUGAGGAACAGCAAGCAAAGUUCACUCCCUGGAUGCCCGUUGCUACUUAUGUUGUGGGCGCACGAGCGCUUCGACAUUGGGAGGCCUCAGCUUGACUCGUACGCAAACUACGGUUUGCGAGAGAUGUACAGGUCUGGUGUUGAUGACAUCAACGAUCGUCCCACUAUGGAAUCCUUGUGGACACACCGUGAGCCGCAGUGGGUUAGCGGGACGACACGUCGUGUCUACACUCAGUUUGUAGCUGACUUUGAUCAGCUUACGCCUGACCGUGUUCGGUGGACUCCCUACACUCAGCACGAUGUCAAUGAUCGUGCACCGCACGGUCUCGCGGAUCUUUGCACGCGAGAUAUGCAACUCUGGAUGACGACUUGUUACCUCGUGGUGGACGUGCACGUCGAGCCACACAAUGUCCACAGGGUUCUCAAACAGUUGGGCAUGUAUCAGGACUUCCCUCCGAGAGAUGGUCGUCCUUUGGCUGAUAGUCUUCAUAGGUACUCCAGAAAGGGGCUCGGGCUUUCCUACGAGCUAGUUAUUGUGACCACGGUUCAGCCGACGGUACAAGAGUGGGAGCACGCAGCUGAUAACUUGGCACUUCAGACACCUCCAGACGAUGGGAGUUAUUAUGGAGCUUACCUUCGUUGGUACCGCAGUGUUACACGAUGGAGGUGUUUUCCUCCACAAGGAGAUAGCACCGUCCCCCACCAGGCAGCGAUUACUGACACGUUUGCCCCUCAGCCUAGAUCAGCUUACAACUCAAUGGCGGAAUUUGUUGAGCACGUUCACGUGGAGUCCGACACCAUGCUGCAAAGACUAGAGGCGAGACCUCCGGUCGUCAGCAGAUGUGGUGCAGACGUCGGGCCGACGGCCAUCACCACCACUACCCCGACGUUCCAGCGUGGAUCGGAGUGGUCCAUCCUCUUCACGUCGCGGGUACGAAGCGGCCCACACAUCUCACGGUCGUCCUUCCUUUCAGCACACCCCAGCACCGGAGUACAUUAG
Molecule: messenger RNA, 1893 nt
Organism: Oryza sativa Japonica Group (Japanese rice)
Lineage: Eukaryota; Viridiplantae; Streptophyta; Magnoliopsida; Poales; Poaceae
Source: RefSeq, a predicted model, not a curated record